AUGAGGAUAGAGGGGAGUGUGGAUACGCAGCAGCAAAUUGCUGCUGCGGUGCAUGCAGCAGUCGUUGCUGCUGCAGCAGCAGCACAAACAACAGCAGCAACAGCAACAGCAACAGCAGCAGCAGCAGCAGCAGCAGCAGCAGCAAUGAGGAUCCGUGGCGGCUGCUGCCUCCUCCUCGUGCUGCUGCUGCUGCUGCUGCUGCAGCAGCAGCAGCAGCAGCAGCAGACACAGAAGAAGAAGAUGCUCAUGAUGACGAUCUACACAACUGCUGCAACACAAACGAAUACCAGCAGCAGCAGCAGCAGCAACAGCAGCAGCAGCAGCAGCAUUCUGGUGCAACAACAACAACAGAAGCAACCUUCCGCAGCAAGACACCGCAGCACGCAGCAGCAGCAGCAGCAGCAGCAGCAGCAGCAGCAGCGAACAGCAGCAGCAGCAGCAAUGGGAGUAGCAGCAGCAAUAGCAGCAGCAGCAGCAGCAGUGGGAGUAGUGGUAAUAACUGCAGCAGCAGCAGCAGCAGCAGCAGCAGCAGUAUUGGGAGUAGUGUUGUGGGGGACGCAGCAGACGCAGCAGCAGCACUCUGCUGCAGCACCAGCAGCAGCAGCAGCAGCAGCAGCAGCAGCAGCAGCAGCAGUGGGGGCGGGGGCCGCAGCAAGGGGAGAGAAGGAGAAGCAGAGAUGCAGCAGAGAUAUUAUGAUGAGGAAGAAGAACAUUUCUAUAGGCUGCAGCAGCAGCAGCAGCAGCAGCAGCAGCAGCAGCAGCAGCAGCCAGCAAGACACGCCUUGGGAUGGUGACGUUGCGCCUGGUGCUGCAGCAGCAGCAGCAGCAGCAGCAGGACCAGCAGCAGCAGGAUCUGCGUCAACAACAACAACAGCAGCAACAGCAGAAACAGCAACAGCAACAACAGCAGCAGCAGCAGCAGCAGCAGGUGACGUUGCGCCUGGUGCUGCUGCAGCAGCAGCAGCAGCAGCAGGACCAGCAGCAGCAGGAUCUGCGGCAACAACAACAACAGCAGCAACAGCAGAAACAGCAACAGCAACAACAGCAGCAGCAGCAGCAGCAGCAGAAGAAGAAGAAGGGGAGACAUGCACCCCUAUAUCUCUGUCUGCUGUGCUGCAGCAUCUGCUGCUGUCUCUCUCCUCUCCCUCCUCUCAGGAGCUGCUGCUGCGGCUGCUCGGCAGCAACAGUGCAUGCGUGGCCCCUGCGGCGUUCUUCUGCUGCAGGCAUCCGGGGGAGCCUCCCCCCUUGUCUUGGCAGCAGCCGCAUGCAGCAGCGGGAGCAGCAGCAGCUGUGCUGCAGCAGCAGCAGCAGCGGCGAAAGCGGCGGCAGCUGUUCUGUCUCCCCUCCACGUUUGCUGCUGCUGCUGAUGCUUCUGGGUGUCGUCCUGUGUGCAUUCCCUCUGAGCCUAGCAAUGCCAGCAUGCUGAUGCUUCUGGGUGUCGUCCUGUGUGCAUUCCCUCUGAGCCUAGCAAUGCCAGCAAGGCAGCGCUAUAGAGCAGCAGCAGCAGCAGCAGCAGCAGCAACAGCAGCAGCAGCAGCAGCAGCAGCAGCAACAGUUGUAUGGGUCUCCUCCAGCUGA
Messenger RNA from Eimeria mitis, 1578 nucleotides. RefSeq lists its product as uncharacterized. The record is from RefSeq and is a predicted model, not a curated record. The transcript is spliced from 11 exons. NCBI's taxonomy places the organism in Eukaryota, Apicomplexa, Conoidasida, Eucoccidiorida, Eimeriidae. The coding region runs from base 1 to 1578 and encodes 525 amino acids.